Myotis daubentonii (Daubenton's bat) is the source of this 1230-nucleotide messenger RNA. Its product is annotated as ankyrin repeat domain-containing protein 26-like. Lineage: Eukaryota; Metazoa; Chordata; Mammalia; Chiroptera; Vespertilionidae. The record is from RefSeq and is a predicted model, not a curated record.
GAAGAAAAAAAGGAACAGAAAAGCAGUAAAAAGGAAGUGUCAGGAAAUAUGGAUGAGGGUGCUGAUGACAGUGGCAGUGGUGGAUUGAGUCAGCAGAACAACAGUGAACAAACUGAUAAGCAGCAGGUUUCUAUUAUGGAGAAUGAAGAGUCUCACAGGUUUCGGAGAGUUCUAACAAAGAAGAAAGUCUAUUGCAUGAAAAUUGCAUGUUGUGGGAUGAAAAUGCCAAGCUAAGACUGGAAAUAGACACAGCAAAAAAUCAGGUCCAGGAAAUGGGAAAAAACUGUUUUGAGGAAAUUGCAAUUAUCCAAGAAAAGACUGACCAUCUUGAAAAGACAAUAAGAGAAACAGUAUUUCAACACAAUGAGCAGCUCGAGGUUCGGAGAGCUGAGAAUACUGUGCUAAACAGUAAACUGGAGGAUGAACAACAAAAGAGAGGAAGACUGGAAGCAGAAGUUGAAUCGUCCCGGUCUGGACUGGCUACCGCUGAACAGGAUCAUGAGCGUUGUCAGACAUCAAAAGGAGACCUACAAGUUACUUUCCAGAGAGCAAGAGAUGAAUGGUUUUGUACGGGAAGGUCAUUCUACAUACCAGUUGAAACUUAAAGAACUCCUAAAAGUUGCAAAAAAGAAAUUACAUGAAUGUGAUAAUGAAGAGCUUAGUUUUCCUGGAGAUUCAAAACCAAGUCCAGCUGACAUGGAAAUUCAGUCUAAAAAGCCAAAACAGAAGAAUGAUGAGCUUACAGCAAAACUGCAACCGUCAUCUUCAACAUGUAUACGUCUGGGUGAAGAAAAGACACCUCUACAGCAGUUAGCAAUGGAAGCACUUCUAAAGGAAUGUGAAGAACUAGAGAAUACAGCAAAGAAGUGGGAACAAGAAAAUUUAAACCUCAGAACACAUAUGGAAAGGAAUAUGGUAGAAUCCUGUGUAGCAGAAGAGUAUAAAAAGAAUAUUGAAGAAAGAACAAGACGGGAUGUAGCAGACAAAUAUAAACAAAUCAAUUCAUUUUUACAGACACUAAGAGGAUCUGAAGAAAUCUCAGAGCAGAGGAUAAAUAAUCAGGAUGCAAUAAGAAGUUCUUUGGAACUCAGAAAUAAAGAGCUGAAAUCACAACUCUCCAGAGUGCAAGAUUCUCGAGAUGACAGAAAAAGAGAAUUAGAAAAAUAUGUGCAACUCUACCAAAAACAAGUGAAAGGCAGAAAGCUAUUGGAAAAUCAACUAACUGAGUAA